This is a messenger RNA of Pteropus alecto (black flying fox), 4858 nucleotides long. RefSeq names its product ADAM metallopeptidase domain 11 (gene ADAM11). Gene Ontology annotation, biological process: proteolysis. NCBI's taxonomy places the organism in Eukaryota, Metazoa, Chordata, Mammalia, Chiroptera, Pteropodidae. The record is from RefSeq and is a predicted model, not a curated record. The transcript is spliced from 26 exons. The coding region runs from base 469 to 2292 and encodes 607 amino acids. Gene Ontology annotation, molecular function: metalloendopeptidase activity.
CUGCUGCUGCUGCUGCUCCCCGCGCCGGGUCUUGGGACCCGGGGUCCUGCUGCUGCUCUGCGUUGGAGGGUCUCACCCCAGUUGUGGGGCCCAGAAACCCCUGAGGUUACAGAGCCCAGUCGUCUGGUGGGGGAGAGCUCCGGAGGAGAGGUCCGAAAGCAGCAGUUGGACACCAGGGUCCGCCAGGAGUCGCCAGGUGGCCUGCCUGUCCACCUGGCCCAAGUGAGUUUCGUCAUCCCAGCUUUCAACUCCAACUUCACCCUGGACCUGGAGCUGAACCAUCACCUCCUCUCCUCACAAUACGUGGAGCGCCAUUUCAGCCGGGAAGGGACAACCCAGCACAGCACCGGGGCUGGAGACCACUGCUAUUACCAGGGGAAGCUCCGAGGGAACCCCCACUCUUUUGCUGCCCUCUCCACCUGCCAGGGGCUGCAUGGGGUCUUCUCUGAUGGGAACUUCACCUACAUCAUGGAGCCCCGAGAGAUGGCUGGGCCUCGGGAAGCCCCCCAGGGACCCCUUCCCCACCUCAUUUACCGGACCCCUCUCCUCCCAGCCCCCCUCGGAUGUAGGGAACCAGGCUGCCUGUUCGCUGCCCCUGCCCAUUCUGCUCCUCUGAACCGGCCGAGGCUGAGAAGGAAAAGGCAGGUCCGCCGGGGCCACCCUACAGUGCACAGUGAGACCAAGUAUGUGGAGCUGAUCGUGAUCAAUGACCACCAGCUGUUUGAACAGAUGCGACAGUCAGUGGUCCUCACCAGCAACUUUGCCAAGUCUGUGGUGAACCUGGCAGAUGUGAUGUACAAGGAGCAGCUCAAUACCCGAAUUGUGCUUGUUGCCAUGGAAACGUGGGCAGAUGGAGACAAGAUCCAGGUACAGGAUGACCUCCUGGAGACCCUGGCCCGGCUCAUGGUGUACCGACGGGAGGGCCUACCUGAGCCUAGCGAUGCCACCCACCUCUUCUCGGGCAGGACUUUCCAGAGCACCAGCAGCGGGGCUGCCUACGUGGGGGGCAUCUGCUCCCUGUCCAGGGGUGGGGGUGUGAACGAGUAUGACAACAUGGGGGCCAUGGCGGUGACCCUGGCCCAGACGCUGGGUCAGAACCUGGGCAUGAUGUGGAAUAAACACCGGAGCUCAGCAGGGGACUGCAAGUGUCCGGACAACUGGCUGGGCUGCAUCAUGGAGGAUACUGGGUUCUACCUGCCCCGCAAGUUCUCGCGCUGCAGCAUCGACGAAUACAACCAAUUUCUGCAGGAAGGCGGCGGGAGCUGCCUCUUCAACAAGCCCCUCAAGCUCCUGGACCCCCCUGAGUGCGGAAACGGCUUCGUGGAGGCGGGGGAGGAGUGCGACUGCGGCUCCGUGCAGGAGUGCAGCCGCGCGGGCGGGAACUGUUGCAAGAAAUGCACCCUGACUCAUGACGCCAUGUGCAGCGACGGGCUCUGCUGUCGCCGUUGCAAGUACGAACCGCGCGGUGUGUCCUGUCGAGAGGCCGUGAACGAGUGUGACAUCGCGGAGACCUGCACCGGGGACUCGAGCCAGUGUCCCCCUAACCUGCACAAGCUGGAUGGUUACUACUGUGAUCAUGAACAGGGCCGCUGCUACGGAGGUCGCUGCAAAACCCGGGACCGGCAGUGCCAAGCCCUUUGGGGCCAUGUGGCUGCUGAUCGCUUCUGCUAUGAGAAGCUGAAUGUGGAAGGGACUGAGCGUGGGAACUGUGGGCGGAAGGGAUCAGGCUGGAUCCAGUGCAAUAAACAGGACGUGCUCUGUGGCUUCCUCCUCUGUGUCAACAUCUCUGGAGCUCCUCGGCUGGGGGACCUAGGGGGAGACAUCAGCAGUGUCACUUUCUACCACCAGGGCAAGGAGCUGGACUGCAGGGGUGGCCAUGUGCAGUUGGCCGAUGGCUCAGACUUGAGCUAUGUAGAGGACGGCACUGCCUGUGGGCCCAACAUGCUGUGCCUGGAUCAUCGCUGCCUGCCAGCCUCUGCCUUCAACUUCAGCACCUGCCCAGGCAGUGGGGAGCGCCGCGUCUGCUCCCACCAUGGGGUCUGCAGCAAUGAGGGGAAGUGCAUCUGUCAGCCGGACUGGACAGGCAAAGACUGCAGUAUCCACAACCCUCUGCCCACAUCUCCACCCACUGGGGAGACAGAGAGAUACAAGGGUCCCAGUGGCACCAACAUCAUCAUCGGCUCCAUCGCCGGGGCUGUCCUGGUAGCAGCCAUCGUCCUGGGCGGCACGGGCUGGGGAUUUAAAAACAUCCGCAGAGGAAGGUAUGACCCGACCCAGCAGGGGGCAGUGUGACAGCGUCCACGUCAUCCCUCCCACCGUCCCUGUCUCCAUCUCAUUUGUCACCUCGCAUUCUGUUGAUGGGAAGCCGAGCGCUGAUUCCCCCACCCCUGCUGUCGCUGCCGUCACUACAGGGGUGGGAGAACCCCGCUCCGGAAUGAAAGUCCUCAGCCUGCCCUUGCCACUUCCCCUUGCCCACACAUCUUCUCAGGCCUUGGUCCAUUUGCUCCUGCCCUUCCUAUGGCCAGACCACCCCUGGCCAGCGGGACCUUGGAGCGGUGCCUCCCAGAGCCACCGUGCCAUGGGACGGGAGCCCACCUCUGCAUCUCAUCUGUUUUGUCUUUCAUGUCACCGCUGUGUAACCUCCUGCCAGAUACCCUCCCUGGCCAGCCUGUGACUUGCAGCCUCCAGGGCCCUGCACUGACCUCCCAGGGCCCAGCUUGGGGACUCUCUCUCUCUGGGCCCUGCUUCAUAUCCUCCCCUGAUGCCCCCUCUCCGUUCCAGGUCCGGAGGGGCCUAAGUGCCACCCCCCCUCCCUCCGAGCCUGGUACCCACGUCUCCGCCCUGAAACACGAGGCUGCCCUCGCCCGGACACGGAGGGAGGCAUCAUGCAGUGUCUUCUGGGUCCAAGCCUUUCAACUCCUGGCCCCACAGGGGUUUGGGUGGGGGCCUGUGGCCCUGCCCUCACACCACCAGGGUGGACCAGGCCUGGGGCAUUUCCCUCAUGGUCACCCACCCCACCUCAUUCGGCUUUGGCCUUGCACACCAAUUCUCCCUGUGUGAAUGUAGCUUCCAUCAUCACAGAUUGCCACAGCUCAGCUGAGGGGAGGGUGGCUAGAGGGAUGCCCCAGUGGGCAUGGCCUGGGAUGGCCCUUCCUCAAAACCAGGCAGCUGGGACCAGAGUUUUAGCUCUCUGGGACUUAGGGGGAGAGGGCUGACAUCUACAGUUUUUUGUUUGUUUGUUUGUUUGUUUUUAAUGAAUCUUAACUGAUGAAUGUAACUCGGGGGGUGCUGGGGCCAGGGCAGUUGUAGGAAUAUUUUGACAUUUGUGGGAGUGACCAGAGGAACUGAGGCACAGCCAUCCCCUGGGCUCUCCCCCAGGAUGACCACACCUGGAGUCCUCUCACUGAACAGAGCUGUCCCCAAGCCAGGCAGAGGCUGGGCAUCUUUGCUUGCUCCCUCCUCCCAGCCCUGCUGAGCUUGGAGAGAAGUUUGAGUGCUGAUUCAAACCAAAGCUGCCUGUUCCGUGCCCAAGUCUAGGUUAUGGGUACGGCGACCACACAUCCCAGAUUGUCUUCAGUUCUAAAAUGACUAUCCUGCUGUCCUGCCAGGACGCAUAUAUACGGGGGUCUAGAAAAUACAGUCCCUGAAAUAAAAUGGCACCUUCCCCCUUUCAAGCAGGGUGAUUCUGGGGCUGACUCAGGGUUUAGGUGCCCCCUGGCAUGGCCUAGAGUUUUUGGGCUGGGCCAUCUCCCCAGGGAGGACUCUCCCACGUAGAGAAAGCCAGAGGUGGCCCAGUGCCUGGAUGGUUAGGGGGCUCUGCCUGUGGUGUGCAUGAGGAGGUAGGAAAAGGCCAGUCUCCUGUAUGCUCCUCAGCUUCUAGAAAAGUCCUCAAGGCCCUGGCAAACCCAUUCCACUCCUCACCCCUCUUCCAGGGCCGAGUAGUAAGUUUACAGUCGUCCUCAUUAUAUCCUCUGAUCCCUACUGCAGCCGAGCCUGAGAGACAGGCUGAGUCUGGGCAAAAUUGCUCAGUCCUUCCACACAGUCCUGCCCAUGGCCUUCCCUCAUGACCCUCGCUGGAGACAGAGGAGCUUGGCUGCCGAAGACCAGCUGUCAGGAGCGAAGUGGCAGUCAAGCUACCUAUGGAUGAAAGCCACAAAUGAAUGGAGCCCCUCUUUCCAGGGAUUCCUCGCCCAGACUCAGCAGAGGUUUCUGAGCAUCCCGGGGCCUUUGAGCUGCCUGUUUCAGUCCCUCUGUUUCUGGGGCAUCUUUGAGGAGGAAUCAUGGAAGAGAUGGCUCCCUGUUUAUCUGCCCCGCCCCUCAGGGCAAACGGGACUGAGGCCCACUGACACCAUUUUGGGUGGCUGUCUGUGCCUAAGCAGGGUCCUCAAUACUGAGCUCUAGCUGGCACUGCCCAAGUGAGGGGGAUGGGUGGAGUACUCCUCUGGCCAGUCCUGCUCCACCAGACCCCCUAAACGGGCUGGGGCAGGAGGGCAAGGGCUGGGUUUUGCACUAUUGCUGCAAUACCUUAUGGCGCCCUCUGGUGGUACACGUGACGAUGCAUCUGGCACAAGCAUUUGGCUCCACAUCUCUGCACAAGUGUGAAUACCUCUGCACACAUGGACAUGGCUGUGUGUGCUCACAUGGGGGUGGGGGUGUGAAGAACUCAAGACUUCUUGUGACCAGUCCACUUGGCUCCCAGCUGUCUGCAUCCUCCUGCCCCCACCCUGGCAGCACCCAGGGACGAUGGGAGGCUGCAUUGGCCUGGGCCUGAAACUGGCUCCAUACAGCAUCCUGUAUAUAUGUCAUCUGGGGCUUGGGGUGGGGAGGCAGGGACAGGAACAUCAAUUAAAGAUCACGU